This is a messenger RNA of Sturnus vulgaris (Common starling), 3671 nucleotides long. RefSeq names its product small G protein signaling modulator 2 (gene SGSM2). Lineage: Eukaryota; Metazoa; Chordata; Aves; Passeriformes; Sturnidae. Gene Ontology annotation, biological process: activation of GTPase activity. The record is from RefSeq and is a predicted model, not a curated record. Gene Ontology annotation, molecular function: GTPase activator activity.
GCGCCCCGGGCCCGCCAACAUGAGCUGCUCGGCGGACGCCGUGAAGGACAGGCUGCUGUGGAACGUGAAGAAGGAGGUGAAGCAGAUCAUGGAAGAAGCUGUCACCCGGAAAUUUGUACAUGAAGACAGCAGUCACAUCAUCGCCUUAUGUGGUGUGGUGGAGGCGUGUCUCCUGCACAUGCUGAAGCGCAGGGCUGCCGGCUUCCUGCGCACUGACAAGGUGGCUGCACUCUUCACCAAGGUGGGCAAGACCUGUGCCAUAGCUGCAGAUGUGUGCAAGAAGGUGCAGGAGCUGCAGCAGCAGGUGGAGAGCAGGAAAAAUCAGCCAAAUGGGCAGGAACCACUCAAAAGGCAGGGAUCAACCACAAGCAAAACACCAGUCCUGACACCUCAGGCCAUCAAGCACAUCUGGGUUCGGACAGCCUUGAUUGAGAAGGUGCUGGACAAGAUUGUGCAGUACAUUGUUGAUAACUGCAGUAAAUACUAUGAAAAGGAAGCUUUACUGGCAGAUCCUGUUUGUGGCCCAAUACUGGCUUCCCUUCUAGUUGGACCGUGUGCUCUGGAGUACACCAAGCUCAAGACAGCUGACCACUACUGGACAGACCCCUCUGCCGACGAGCUGGUGCAGCGGCACCGCAUCCACGGCGCCCACGGCCGCCAGGACUCGCCCUGCAAGCGCCCAGCCCUGGGAAUCCGGAAGCGCCACUCGAGCGGCAGCGCGGCCGAAGAUCGCUUUGCUGCCUCUGCGCGGGAGUACGUGGAGUCCCUGCACCAGAACUCCCGCACUCACCUCCUCUACGGCAAGAACAACGUGCUGGUGCAGCCCAAGGAUGACUUGGAGGCAAUCCCUGGGUAUCUCUCCCUCCAUCAAUCAGCAGAUAGUUUGACAUUAAAAUGGACUCCAAACCAGCUGAUGAAUGGAACCCUUGGAGAUUCAGAACUGGAGAAAAGUGUUUACUGGGACUAUGCAUUGAUUGUGCCACUGAGCCAGAUUGUCUGCAUCCACUGCCAUCAGCAACCAGAAAGCAGAUGGACAUUAGUGCUGGUGAGUCAGGAUGGGACCCAGAGGCCUCCACUGCACUUCCCCCAAGGAGGGCACCUCCUCGCCUUCCUGUCCUGCCUGGAGAAUGGGCUCCUGCCCCGGGGCCAGCUGGAGCCCCCACUGUGGUCCCAGCAAGGCAAGGGCAAGGUGUUUCCAAAGCUUCGAAAACGGAACAGCAACAAAUCAGUGGAUCUGGAGGAGAUGCCAGCUGAGGACACAUCCACAGACUAUGUCUUCAGAAUUAUUUAUCCUGGACACAAGCAUGAUAACACUGCCAGCCGCUCUACCUCUGUUGACGAUGAUGAGGAGGAGGAAGAUAAGCUCCACGCAAUGCUAUCAAUGAUCUGCUCUCGGAACCUCACAGCUCCUAAUAGGAUGAAAGACACCAGUGAGAUGAUAGAGAUGCAAGGCUUUGGGGCAAACGUGCUGUCGUGGCAGCUGGAGCACUGCAGCCAGGGCUCCUCCUGUAUCUCCUGCUCCAUGGGCAGCUCUCCCUACGACAUUCCCAGCUGCUGCAGCUGCAUCCACGACCGAACUCCACUAAAGAUGUUGUGUGAAAGCAUGAAGAGGCAGAUCAUUUCCAGAGCCUUUUAUGGAUGGCUGGCUCACUGCCGUCACCUGUCCACGGUGCGCACGCACCUCUCGGCGCUGGUGAACCACAGCAUCGUGCCCCAGGACAGACCCGCCAGCGCCGCCGCCGGCCUCACCAAGGAGGUCUGGAGCAAGUACCAGAAGGACAGGAAGAACUACAAGGAACUGGAAUUACUAAGAAGAGUUUACUAUGGUGGGGUCCAGCAUGAGAUUCGGAAGGAAGUGUGGCCAUUCUUGUUAGGUCACUACAAAUUUGGCAUGGCCAAGAAGGAGAUGGACCAGGUGGAUGCAGACAUUGCUCUGAGGUACCAGAAGGUGAUGGCUGAGUGGAAAGCCUGCGAGGUCAUUGUGAAGCAGCGAGAGAAGGAGUCACACUCAGCCACGCUGGCCAAGUUUUCAUCGGGCAGCAGCAUUGACAGCCACGUCCAGAGGCUCAUCCACAGGGACUCCACCAUCAGCAAUGAUGUGUUUAUAUCUGUGGAUGAAACAGACUCCGUGGAGCAGGACCCCAAGGGGCAGGAGGACCCCACGCUGACAGCAGCACCAGCCCCUGCAGCUGUGGAGUUUGACUCGCCUGACUCGGGGCUGCCAUCCUCCAGGAACUACUCGGUGACCUCGGGCAUCCUGUCCAGCAUCGACGACGGCCAGAGCGGCUCCUUCGAGGAGGAAGGCAGCACUGAGGAGGGCAGGACUGAGCCGGGCACAGCCUGUGUGCAGAGGGCCAAGGCAGGGCUGCUGCAGGCCCAGGACUCUGUGUCAGAGGAGCAGCUGUGUGCCCAGGAUUAUUUAGUGGAUGUCGCCUCUGUCUGUGCUGCCUCCUACACAAUAGAGUUAUUGGACACUGUUGCCUUAAAUUUGCACAGAAUUGAUAAAGAUGUCCAGAGAUGUGACAGGAAUUACUGGUAUUUUACUGCUGAGAACCUGGAGAAGCUCCGAAAUGUCAUGUGCAGCUAUGUCUGGGAGCACCUAGAAGUUGGUUAUGUCCAAGGCAUGUGUGACCUCCUGGCUCCUUUGAUGGUUAUUCUUGACAAUGAUCAGCUGGCCUACAGCUGCUUCAGCCACCUGAUGAAGAGGAUGAGCCAGAACUUCCCCAAUGGAGGUGCCAUGGACACACACUUUGCCAACAUGAGGUCCCUCAUCCAGAUUCUGGACUCAGAACUUUUUGAAUUGAUGCACCAGAAUGGAGAUUACACUCAUUUUUACUUCUGCUAUCGCUGGUUCCUGCUUGACUUUAAAAGAGAAUUGUUGUACGAGGAUGUAUUUACAGUGUGGGAAGUUAUUUGGGCAGCAAAGCACAUCUCUUCAGAACAUUUUGUCCUUUUCAUUGCCUUAGCACUUGUGGAAGUUUAUCGAGAGAUUAUCCGUGAUAACAACAUGGACUUCACUGAUAUCAUCAAGUUUUUUAAUGAAAUGGCUGAGCACCACGAUGCUGCAGAGAUCCUGAGGAUAGCCAGAGACCUUGUCUACAAAGUGCAGACACUGAUUGAGAACAAGUGACCAUGGACUGGCUGUCCUGGGGCCUCGCUGGGAGCCACUGGAUGGAGCAUUCCUUGCACUGUAAUUCCAAAUGGUGUUUUAAUUGCAUCUUCCAUGUAAUGUAAUAAAUAUUGAGGAGAUGGUAACAGACUUUUAAAACCCAAACUUUCCCUUCACCAGAUGAGGUUGGUGUUUGAUAGUCCUUGUUACACUCACUUUGUAUUUCUAGACAAAAUCUUUUUGCAUUCUCUAUUUCCCUCUCUAGAAGACAUCUGUCUACAUCUUUGUGAUGUUGAAAGGGGGGAUUUGACAAACUGCAACAUUUCUAUUUUGACUUACUGCACCUGUAAAGCCUGGAUGCACCUUGUGUGCUCUGCCAGAAGCUGCUGUGGAGGCGAGGCUGGGCCCACUGUGGCAGGCACUGGCUGGGUCCUGGGAGGAGCAGGGUCCUGGGCUCAGUCUUUGCCUUGAACACGGAAGAGAAUGUGUCUGAGCUCAUAUUGCCAAAACAUUUGGGUUUGUAUUUAGCAGUGAUUAAAGCUGAUAAGGCUCCUGGCUGGGA